Molecule: messenger RNA, 1746 nt
Organism: Anolis sagrei ordinatus
Lineage: Eukaryota; Metazoa; Chordata; Lepidosauria; Squamata; Anolidae
Source: RefSeq, a predicted model, not a curated record
GUACGCCGUCAGGAAGAGGCUUCCGCUUCCGCUGGGCGACGACCUCGCAGCGCCGUCGAGGGAGCGGGUCUGGAGAGGAGGACGAGGCGGGAAGGAGGCGGAAGGAGACUCCCAGGACGGGCCCAGCGAGACCCUCCUCCUCACAAUGGCGCUCUCCAAAAGGGAGCUGGACGAACUGAAGCCAUGGGUGGAGAAGACGGUGAAGCGGGUCCUGGGCUUCUCAGAGCCCACUGUCGUCACGGCUGCCUUGAACUGCGUGGGGAAGGGGAUGGAUAAGAAGAAAGCUGCCGAUCACCUCAAACCUUUCCUGGAUGACUCCACUUUGCGGUUUGUUGACAAACUCUUUGAAGCGGUGGAGGAAGGUCGAAGCUCCCGACACUCCAAAUCCAAUAGCGACCGGAACCGGAAGAGAGAGUUGAAAGAUGUGUUUGGUGAGGACCCCGACAUUUCGAAGGAGUCCUCGGGGGUCAAGAAGCGCCGCAUCCCUCGCUUCGAAGAAGUGGAAGAAGAGCCGGAAGUGAUCCCUGGCCCGCCGACAGAAAGCCCAGGGAUGCUGACCAAGCUGCAGAUCAAGCAAAUGAUGGAAGCUGCAACACGGCAGAUUGAAGAGAGGAAAAAACAGCUGAGCUUCAUCAGUCCGCCUCCACCACAGAGCUCUCCUCUCUCCUCUCUCCUCUCAGCUCUCGAUAUCCCUCUCAUCUCCUCCUCUCCAUCUCCCUCACAUCCUCUCCUCGCCUCUCGCUACGUUCCUUCCUCAGCUCACGAAGAAGCCAAUGCCGCCCGGAAGCUCACAGUGGAACAGAGGAAAGCGAAAAAGGUGAAAAAGCUUAAAGAAGAUAUUUCCCAGGGGGUUCAUAUAGCAGUGUAUAGAGUCCGAAACCUCAGCAACCCAGCCAAGAAAUUCAAAAUCGAAGCCAACGCUGGCCAGCUCUACUUCACCGGGGUUGUGGUAUUGCACAAAGACGUCAACGUGGUGGUGGUGGAAGGAGGCCCUAAGGCGCAGAAGAAGUUCAAACGGCUCAUGCUGCAUCGGAUCAAGUGGGACGAACAGACGUCAGCGACAAAAGGAGAUGAUGACGAGGAGUCUGACGAGGAAGCCGUAAAGAAGACAAAUAAAUGUUCUCUGGUUUGGGAGGGCACAGCCAAGGAGCGCAGCUUUGGGGAGAUGAAGUUCAAGCAGUGCCCCACCGAAAACAUGGCACGGGAGCACUUUAAGAAACACGGGGCCGAGCACUACUGGGACCUGGCGCUCAGCGAGUCGGUGCUGGAAUCCACGGACUAAAAGGGGGCCCUUGACACCGACCUUCCACCUUUUCAGCUCCUUUGCUUUCGAGCCUCGGGAACUCAGCUGAAACAUGGGACUUAGAGUUCAUCCCACCGCGUUCUUCCUCUUUCCACGCUUCCUUCUUGAGUUCCUCGUUAAAAAGAAAUAUUUUUUAAAAAGGAAUCCCAUUGGAAGUAGGGCUUUGUUGUUGGAGGAAACAGCCAACGAGAAUCAAUUGGUCAUCUCUUCUUCCUGAACCUAUUUUUGAAGAUAUGCAGAUCCUAUAUUUGCUUUUCCCCCCAUUCCUUUUUUUUCCUUUUCCAGUAGCUUUGUUGGACAGUUAAGUGCUCUGGGGCAGUUCUUGGAAUGUCAUCUUUCAAUGCAAAGAGUAGGAACUGGGGAUUUAGCCCAUAUCCUAUCAUUACACAAUAAACUUUGGGGUUGUUGUUGUUUUUUUGGGUAAAAAGAUUUUAAAAAGUAAA